GUGUAGUGUAGACGUUUUCGCUGUUAUUUUCAGCAAAUAUCAUAAAACUGGUUUCUGUUUGCCACGGACUUUACUUAUGUUAUCUAUAGUGAUUUUUGUGCCUGGACUUGAAGUUUUGUUGGAUUGUCUAUAUUAAUACAGAUAUCGAGCGGGUGUUUGUGAAUGCGUAGCGCACUCUGUCGGGGAUUGGCAGAGUGAGGUUGCGAGACGCGCGGGGAGAGGGGCUUCUUCCCCCUACUUCAGACUUCAGUUUCUACGGUGACUGUGUCGAGGGAGGACGUUUACGCUUUUUGCCGCGCUAAAGGAUCGUUCGCGCGGCAACUUUGAAUAGUGUCAGUGAACGAACGGAGGAUUGUGAUACAGAAAUGUGUGCCGGAUUGCAGUGAACCACUAAUUGGAUGCAGUGACUGGAUCACUUAUUGGAUUGCAGUGUUUAUUUGGAUUGAUAUUUAACAACCUUCCAAACUGGGGAUGCAUAAGAUGGAGCUAGGUGACAGCGUGUACGCCGCUGAGCGUAUCAUGAAGAAGAGAAUUAGAAAGAACAAAGUCGAAUACUACGUGAAAUGGAAAGGCUGGAAGCCGAAACACAACACUUGGGAACCAGAGGAGAACAUUCUCGAUCCGAGGCUCAUUCAGAGCUUCGAGCGAGGCGAAGAGUUGAGACGGCAGGGCCGCAAGCGGGAACGAGAGCAUUCGCCGGUGGAACGGGCGCGCAGCGGCUCGGAGGAGCGCCACCCGCCGCCCGGCAAACGCAAAGCUGAAGUAUUGUCUAAGGAGUCGGGCAAGAUUGGAGUUACAAUCACCAUGAGCCCUCCGGCAAAGAAGCACGACACUCCAAAGGUGAACGGGGGCAGGACUCACGCGCAACCUCCGCCGCCAGCCGCGCCGCCCGGCGGAGCCCCCGCCCCCGCCUCCCCCGCUGCGGAAGCGGCUGCGCCCAGAACGGGGCCCAGAAGGGCGCCGCAUUCCCCUGAAGAAGCCGACGCGCACACUCCCCCUGAACGAGAAAGACGCACGGAUACCCAGCCGACGGCGACAGCCCCCGCGGAACCGAAAGGCGCUCGACCGCCGCCUCCCACGCCGCAGCAGGAGGACGAAGACUCUUGGGGCGAAGCGCCGCUCGCCCAACCCGCCCCUCCUCCUCCUCCGCCGCCUCCCAAGCGUGGAGCCGCGUACUGGUCGGCGCGGUCGCCCGUGGCGGACCAGAUCUUCAUCACGGACGUGACGGUGAACCUACAAACAGUGACCAUCCGGGAGUGCCGAACACAGGACGGCUUCUUCAGAGCGCGCGAGAACCGGCCGCUCGACGUCACGUAAACCCUGGUGACCGUUGCGUACAAAUUGUGUCUAAGACGAUGUACAGACUUAGGUAGCUAGUAUUUAUUUAGUCCCUAUUAGACCGCGGUAGCGUCGACUCAAAUGAACCUCGAAGAUUGAAUGUGAUGUGUCGAAAGUUCAUAAUAUUCGGAUAUAAGUUGGUGAGGUACGUGGAAAGUGAUAAAUUAUCAGUUUUAUAAAGCUCGUGUGAAACUUGUUAUUUAUUAGACAUUUGCAUAAUAAAUUGCGUUAUUUGAAUUACUGGUUACACUGCUGGUCAUUCCUAAAAACUAAGUUUUUUUUCGUACUUUGGGUCCAUCCCAUGAAUAGUGCAAUGAUAAAAUUCUUUUGUGCUGAUUGACGGAAGAAUGAAUGUAGUACCUCACUUUUUGACCACCUUUUGUAUAUAGAAUAAAUGAACUAUUGUCAAUUGUUAAAAAUAGAUUGUCUAUUAUUUGUUGAAUUAUUAUUAACGAUAAUAAGAUUCGACUGGUGUACGUACCUGUCAAUGAGCUAGCGAUAAUAUUAGCGUGUUUAUAAUUUUAUACUUCACAAAUACGGCUGUUAUGUGACAUCCUAAUGAAUCUAUCUAGAAUUAUCUACAUUAAUUAUUUAUCGAGAAUUAUUCGUUAACAAAAAUUAAGGUUCAAUAAUAUGCAAUAGCUUAGUUUAAAUUGUUCAUGCGUUCGUUUUCAUGUAUUUAUUAUCUUAAACUAUUUAUGGUAUUCGAGGAGUGUAGGAACAAAUCUCUUUUAUAGUCUGUGGUGUAUCCACAUGUUUACUCUUUAUUGGUUAAACUUUUUGUAAAUAGUUAUGUUCGAAAUAAUAUUAUCUGAUGAAUUCGUUUUAAUGAGUUUAAACUUUUGUUAUUGUUAUAUAUUUAUGUUUUCCUUGUCUAAUUUGCAUUUCCUUUGUCGAUUGUCUUUUAAGCAAUGAUGAAAAAACUACUAUGAAAAAGUCAACGAAUUUAAAACCUCAGAUUUAUUAAGCCUAAAUAUAAAACAUAUGAAAUAUAAUUAUUAUGCUAGCCGAACUGUAUUAGAACGCUAAUUUUUGUGUUCCUUAUAUUGUUAUACCUAUUUUUUGUUCCUUUUAUAAUGAUUAAGUGAUAUAAGUUCGUAAUUCAUUAUAUUGUACAUGUAGUGCGGUGCUUGGAGGUUUUUAAAUUUCAAUGAUAAAAUAUUGUAUAAUAUAUAGUAUUUCAAUUUUUCAAAAACACGAAAUGUCGUCACUAAAUAUUUAAGUAUAAGGUGGUAUAAGUUAACUGAAAGCAAUUUAAACGACUAUCUUUGUGUAUGAAAUUGGCAUACUAUGUGUAGAAGGUAUUUUUAUUUAAUUGUAAUGCAUUUUAACUGUGACGAUAUUUGUAUAUAGUGUACAUAUUGUAAUAUUGUUUUAAAAGAGCACUUGUUUUAUAUUGUGAUAGUUCUCACAUACUGUAGUCUGUAAAUAAAUGAGAAUGAAUUAGA
Colias croceus (clouded yellow) is the source of this 2786-nucleotide messenger RNA. It is a transcript of the gene Pc, whose product is annotated as polycomb group protein Pc. The transcript has 3 exons. Bases 472 to 1317 code for a protein of 281 amino acids. Lineage: Eukaryota; Metazoa; Arthropoda; Insecta; Lepidoptera; Pieridae. The record is from RefSeq and is a predicted model, not a curated record.